Molecule: messenger RNA, 710 nt
Organism: Pseudomyrmex gracilis
Lineage: Eukaryota; Metazoa; Arthropoda; Insecta; Hymenoptera; Formicidae
Product: ejaculatory bulb-specific protein 3-like
Exons: 2
Coding region: 3-458 (151 amino acids)
Source: RefSeq, a predicted model, not a curated record
UAAUGAGCUUCGCAACCAGUGUGAAUCGGGAGCAGCGCAUCAAUCUCGUCAGGUACAUGAUGGAGCAUCUAGUCGUUGCUACGCUCCUUAUCGUGUGCACCCUUUCGUUCUUCGUUCACGCCGAGGAAAUGCAGUAUUCUACCAAGUUUGAUAACGUAGACGUGGACAAGAUUAUAAACAACGAAAGACUGCUGAACGGAUAUGUGGGUUGUCUGCUCGAUCGAAAUCCUUGCACGCCGGACGCGGCGGAACUCAAAAAAAAUUUGCCUGAUGCUUUGGAGCACGAUUGCGCCGGAUGCAGUGAGGCACAAAAGAACGCAGCCGACAAGAUCUCUCAUCAUUUGAUCGACAACAAACCGGACGAUUGGCGACUACUGGAAGACAAGUAUGAUCCUACCGGCGCGUACCGACGUCGUUACUUGGAGAAUAAAUCAAGAGAAGGUGGAAGAUUCGAUUAAAAGAAAAACCAUUACUUUCACAAUGUCGAUUUCGACUCUGACCAUGGCCAUCUUUCGGAUUUGAUAGCUCACCGUAAUCUUUAUCACACGGCGAUUUCACUUUACAUAACGAUUGCGUAACCGAAAACUCUGUACCAUUCGUCCUUCAUCUUGAAGGCUUCUUUUAUGUGUAUUGAAAAAACCGACUUAAAUGUUUGAGUUUUUCAUAUAACAUUUUUGCAGUAAUGCACAAUAUAUUUUUUUUACGAUAGA